Peronospora farinosa is the source of this 792-nucleotide messenger RNA. Lineage: Eukaryota; Oomycota; Peronosporomycetes; Peronosporales; Peronosporaceae. The record is from the annotation of a GenBank genome assembly.
AUGGUCAACGCCGCUGCUGAAGCCAAGAAGAAUGAAGGCAAUGAGGCUUUCAAAAACAAGGAUUAUUCGACAGCUGUGGCUAAGUAUUCGGAGGCCAUUGAGCUCGACCCGUCCAAUCAUGUUUAUUUUUCGAACCGCAGUGCUGCGAACGCUGGUUGGGGCAAAUUUCAAGAGGCAGCAGAUGAUGCUGCUGAGUGCAUCCGUGUAAACUCUCAGUUCGUCAAGGGUUAUCACCGUCACGGUGUGGCACUCAAGGGACUCAAGAAGUACGACGAAGCUCUGGCUACUCUGCGUGCCGGCCAACGUGUGGACUUUAACAAUGCCGAUCUGAACCGUCUGGUCACGGAAAUUGAGCCACUGCAGGCACGCGCCGAACAGGCCAAGCGUUCAGGCAUGAGCUCUGGUGAGCUGUUGAAGGAGCGUGGUAACGAUGCAUUCAAGAGUGCUGCCUUUGAGAAAGCCAUUGAGCUGUACAGCGAGGCCAUUGAGGUCUGCAACGACCAGCCUGGCUCAGACCUGUCUUUGUCAUGCUACAACAACCGUGCAGCUUGCAACCAACAGCUCAGUAACUUUUCGGCAGUGAUUUCCGACUGCUCUCACGUAUUGGAGUACGAUGAGAAGAACCAGAAGGCUCUUCUGCGACGUGCACUGGCCUACGAGGGCUUGGAGCGUUACCGUCUUGCUUUGCAAGAUAUUCGCGCGCUGCUUGCUAUCAAUCCUUCCAUUGACAUUGCCAACAAGGCCCAGCACCGACUUAGCAACUACGUGCGCCAGCUAAAGCAGAGCAAAUAA